This is a messenger RNA of Juglans microcarpa x Juglans regia, 1323 nucleotides long. RefSeq names its product methyl-CpG-binding domain-containing protein 10-like. Gene Ontology annotation, molecular function: DNA binding. The transcript has 3 exons. NCBI's taxonomy places the organism in Eukaryota, Viridiplantae, Streptophyta, Magnoliopsida, Fagales, Juglandaceae. The record is from RefSeq and is a predicted model, not a curated record. The coding region runs from base 167 to 1051 and encodes 294 amino acids.
AACAAAAGGCUUCGGCGUCCCAGGCUUAGCUUCAGAUGAAGAUAUCUCGGAUGCACACGUCCUGUCUGACCCCUCUGCUUUGCUUAUUUAGCUCUGUCUCAUAUAAUUUUGUGCCUUCUCCUCCUCACACAACCAGAGAUAAACCACAUACAGAGUGAAAGUGAAAAUGGCGAGCUCAGUGGAGGAGGGUGUAAGAGAGGAAGUUGUUUCGGUUGAACUCCCUGCUCCUGCUGGUUGGAAGAAGAAGUUUUUUCCCAAGCAAGGUGGAACCCCAAAGAAAAAUGAGAUCGUAUUCACAUCACCAACAGGAGAGGAGAUCGUUAAGCAAAGACAGUUAGAACAGUACCUGAAAGCACACCCUGGUGGUCCAGCAGUUUCGGAAUUUGAUUGGGGCACUGGUGAGACCCCAAGGAGAUCAUCAAGGAUUAGUGAGAAGGCCAAGGCAUCUCUCCCGCUAGAAAGUGGGCCUCGGAAGAAACGGAGUAGAAAAUCAUCAGCUCCAAAGAAGGAUGACAAAGAGAAAGAAACUGUGCCAGAAGGAGCUGAGGAGACAAAAGAAGAACACGUGCAAGUGGCUGAUAAAAUUAAGGAUUAUGCAGGUGCAGAGGUGGAAAAGGAUGUCCUUAAGCAAAAUCAACAUAACAAUAAAGUGGAAGAUACUGCAGAAGCAGGGCUGGAAAUUUUAAACGGGACACUUGGUGGGAAAGAAGCUGAGGGUACUUCUGAAGUUACUCAAAAUGAAAAUGCUAAGUUGGAAAGUACAAACAAUCUAGAGAAGGCACAGCAACCCCAGGUUGAGGCAGAGAAAGAUUAUGGGUCUCAGGAACAAGGCAAAACUGACGCUACUGCUGGUGAGAGAAAAGAUGAAGUGGACGGAGAGGGGAAAAAGAAAGAUGACAAAAGUGCUCUUGGAUAUGAUGGAGAAAUCAAGGAGAAUUCAGUGAAAGGUAACAAUGAUGAGCUCAAGGCAAAUGUUCUUGAAAAGCACAGUAAGGUUGAAGAAGUUAUUGAAAAUGGCAACCAUGGCAAUGAGGUUCGUGACAAGCCUUGAGUAUAAAGUAGGCUAACUGGAUGCUGGCUUGUCAUCCAAUUAGAUCUGUGGGAAGAUGACCAUAGUUUAAUGUUAUUGGUACUGUUAAUGUUAACAAUCUGAUUGUUCGUGGAACAUCCGUCUAUACGAUCCUAGAUUAGGCCUAUAAUGUUCUCUUGUACUGAGAAACGUGUAGCUUGCAGUGACCUUUUGUAACAUUGUGGGGUAAAGAUAUUUGUAAUGAUAUUGUUAUUCAGUCCUGUAAUAAUGGAGAUCCUGGAACCUUUGAAACA